Molecule: messenger RNA, 3482 nt
Organism: Gallus gallus (chicken)
Lineage: Eukaryota; Metazoa; Chordata; Aves; Galliformes; Phasianidae
Gene: SS18L1
Product: SS18L1, nBAF chromatin remodeling complex subunit
Exons: 11
Coding region: 98-1306 (402 amino acids)
Biological process (GO): positive regulation of dendrite morphogenesis; positive regulation of transcription by RNA polymerase II
Cellular component (GO): nucleus
Molecular function (GO): transcription coactivator activity
Source: RefSeq, a predicted model, not a curated record
ACUGCGGAGAAUCCUCGCACGGCAAUAGCAGGCAGAUAAUAACAAUAUUAUUAGAGCCCGGGACCCAUAUAUUAUAGACACAUAAAAAAAGCCCACCAUGUCGGUUGCCUUUGCUUCUGCUCGCCCGAGAGGCAAAGGGGAGGUGACCCAGCAAACUAUCCAGAAGAUGUUAGAUGAAAAUCACCACCUAAUACAAUGUAUUAUGGAUUAUCAGAGCAAGGGGAAAACUGCAGAAUGUACUCAAUACCAACAAAUCUUGCACAGAAACCUCGUUUACUUGGCAACAAUAGCAGAUUCUAACCAGAAUAUGCAGUCCUUGCUUCCUGCUCCACCAACGCAAAACAUAAACUUGGGCCCAGGAGGAAUGACUCAGAGUGCAUCCAACCAAUCUCUUCAUUCACAGAGCAAUCUCAGUGAUGCAAUCGGAACGGGCCUUCCUCCUUCCUCCCUCAUGCAGAGUCAGAUUAGCAAUGGUCCUAAUCACGUGCCUAUGCAGCAGUCAGGCCAGAACACUAUGCCCACAACCUCUCUGAGUAUGACUGUCAGCAGUCAUGGAACUGGGCCUGGUUAUAGCCAUACAGUGCCUGCAUCUCAGAAUGUGCCAAUGCAAGGCCAGGGGUCAAUAGGCAAUUAUGUCUCUCGAACAAACAUCAACAUGCAGUCUAAUCCAGUCUCCAUGAUGCACCAGCAAGCAGCAACAUCACAUUACAACUCGGCACAAGGAGGGAGCCAGCAUUACCAGGGGCAGUCCUCCAUUGCCAUGAUGAGUCAGAGCAACCAGGGCAACAGCAUGAUGGGUCAGCGACCAAUGGGCCCCUACAGAGCUUCACAGCAAGGUUCCUCGCAGCAGUACAUGGGUCAGGAGGAAUAUUACAGUGAACAGUACAGUCAUGGACAAGGCUCAUCAGAACCUAUGAAUCAGCAAUAUUAUCCAGAUGGACAUGGUGACUAUGCCUAUCAGCAGUCAUCCUACACUGAGCAGAGCUAUGACAGGUCAUUUGAUGACUCUACACAACACUAUUAUGAAGGAGGAAAUUCUCAGUACAGCCAGCAGCAGGCAGGAUACCAACAGGGAGCUGCACAACAGCAAACAUAUUCCCAGCAGCAAUACCCAAAUCAACAAAGUUACCCAGGACAACAGCAAGGAUAUGGUCCUGCACAAGGAGCAUCUUCACAGUAUUCCAGCUACCAACAGGGACAGGGGCAGCAAUAUGGGAGUUACAGAGCUUCUCAGACAGGACCAUCCGCUCAGCAGCAGAGGCCUUAUGGCUAUGAGCAGGGACAAUAUGGAAAUUACCAGCAAUAAAAUAAUAUGAUGCUGUGUCAGAUUCAUUUCAAUAGUAUCUCCAUCUUUUGAACUGGAUGUACCGGCAGUUUUGAUUACUUGUAAUAUGUUGGUUACCCCUUAGCACAAAGCAGCGUCUGUAUGUGAACAGUGUUCAUUUCAUGCUGGAUAUGAAGCAGUGCACUACUGGUAACAAGACAAUGCUUUAAUGGUUUGAUAUUUGGUGCUGUGUAUAGUACUGUAUGUUGAUACAACGCAGAAGUUUUUAAUUUCCCCCCCGUUCUUGAUGUUUCUAAAUAGCUUUAGGAUCAUUUGAUCACAGUUGUGCCCCGUUCUGACAAAAUGCCAGGUUAUUCUGCAUUCUAACUAAAUACGAAGCCAUUCAGUCAUAUCUCACUCCAGGAAAGUGUCCUAUGGUAGGUUACCAACCUUUUUUAAACUAAAUGCAUUGCAGGUUACCUGCCAGCCUCUGAAAUCCAUGGCUCUUCACUUCUUAAGAAUGAGGGAAAUGUUACGUUCCUUAUGUGAAGACAGUUCCAUGCUAUAAAAAUAAAAUUAACUGCCAUUUCUGCAGUACCUACUGGGCAAACUACCAGGUUGUAUCAUUCAGUAAUCUGCGUAAGUCCAUUAUUUCUGUUGUAAAAGGUACAGAAGGAUGAUCAAAACCUAUAUUGAAGGAAAUGUCAGUCACUAGUGGCACCUUUUAUAUAUCCACGUAAACGAAAGUAUCUCUGUCAUGGAAAGAAAAACAGAAGGGAGCUCAGAGAUCUGCAGUGUCAUCCUACUAGAUGUCAGUAUUGCUUCACGUGGUGCUUAGCUGAGAAAAACAUCUGGCAAACCUUCAGUCUUAAAUAUGCUACUCCAGAUUUUAUAACUUGCACAUACAUUCUCAUGCCAAAUUUCACAGGCAGGUGGCUGGCAUCCUUCUUUAUUUCUGACUCUCCCACAGCCCUUACUGAAAUUUUCCAGCAAGAAUUAUAACCAUAAAUAUUGUCAAUUUAUAUCUUUUUUGGUUGACUGUUCUUAUGGCUUCCUGACAGUAUUUUUUUCUCUUGUAGCUUAACAGAAAUAGUUCAGAAAUAAAAAGAGUAAAAAAAAAAAAAAGCAACCAAAUUCAGUUUUAACUGUGAAAUAAUAUUAUGCAUAUAGAGGGGAAAUUGUUAUUGGGAUCAACUGGUGAGAGAUACCUAUAGAGGGAAUCUAGAAAUACGAACUAGACGUAUGUAAAAGCCAGUAUGAGCAUCUGAAGUCACUUCUACUCAGUUUUAUGUGUCCCUAUAGAGUGUUGAAUAAAGCACUUCUGAAGUGCUUCUGUAACUGAGGAAUGAAAUAACACGUCAAAUUUCUCUGUGGUGAGAGUAGGAUGGUUAUAAUCAGUGAGCAGUUUUUAAUAGGAGGUUAAUUGGAAAUUUAUGCUGUAAAGUUACCUUUUGCUGUAGGGUAUUUGUUUGUUUGAACUGGUAUAUUUACAGGAUUUUCAGACCACAGUAAAACAAAAGACCUCUCGCUUCAGUACGUCUAUUCCUGUAGAGAAGAGUCUUUAAGUGGACAGUUUGCUAUGGGAUGUUGUCCAAGCACUGCCCCUGCAACGUUAAUGUUUUCCAUUACUGAUAAAACAGAAGGCGUUUUCAGCCCGUCCUCAUUUCACUCAUCUUUCCUGCUGGUGUUUUCAUACAAAUAAGUCCUCUCAAAUAUCAAGGAAGGGAAAGGAGGUAGGUUUGUUUUCUCUAUGAUAUAUUAAUAUCACAGGUAGCCAGAAUGCAAUAUUGCUCUUGGCCAGCUUGGAGGUACGCCUUUCCCGUGGCUUUGAAAGUGCUGAAAUGACCUUAUUAUAUAUAUAAAAUAUGAUGACCUCUGGAGAGAACACGAACAACACUUGGAACGAAGCAGCAACAUCCCACCAAUCUGAAAUGUCUUACAUUAAGAACUUCUUGAAUGUUGUGUACAUAAUGUAUUUGAAAGAGCACUUUGGAAAUAGUUUGUACAUUUAUUUCCUAAUUUAUACAUGAUUUUGGUGUUAAUAUUUCUAACUGUUAAUAACAAAAAUGUUUAUUUAAUGUGUUGUCCAUUUUUAUGUAUCGAUGUGGAAACAACGUGAUGCCAGCAUUUGGACUUCUUUCAUUAACUGUAACCAUUUUCUGUUUUGUAAUACAGAAUGCUUGGAAAUUGUUUAGGUUAAACGUUAUCUGAAAGCGAA